AUGGAACGAAGUCUUCUGCAGUGCACCCGUGCGUUCUCAAGAUGCACGAUCCAGACCUCGUGUCGUGAUCUACCCAAAUGCAGACCCUCGGCGAUCGCGUCCGCACGACAAGCACGCUGCCUCCACACGACACGCCCCGCCCUCCUCCAAUCCAAACCUCCCAAAUCGCGCGACCGCGGCCCAAAGAGUGACGAAGAUACGCAGACCGAUUUCAGCGCUCUCGAUGUCCUCCGAAACACGGUCGCUCCCGCCACAUCCAUCGACGCGUGCACAGGCGAUGGUUUCGCGCUCAACAACCAGAUGCGCAUUAGCGGAUGCGGCAUUCUCUUGAUAGGUGGAGAGGCAUAUCGAUGGAAGCCAUGGCUUCGCGAAGGCAGGAAAGAAGGCACCGUCGCUGAAGGAGGCACGGGCGACGAUGCAAUGACAGGCAAAUUGCUGAACGCGAAGGGGCAGUGGGAAGUGCAGGAGCAGGCUUGGGGAGUGUUGGAGUUGUUAUAUCCGAAGCCUGAUCUACUCAUCAUUGGCACCGGCCCUAGUACCGUUCCUCUCGCGCCCGCGGUCCGCAAGUACCUCAACGACCAGGGAAUACGAUUAGAAUUCCAGGACACAAGGAAUGCGGCGGCGCAAUUCAACCUACUUGCGACAGAGAGGGGUGUGGGGCAGGUCGCGGCGGCGCUCAUACCCAUCGGCUGGAGAGAAGGACGAUGA
Alternaria ventricosa is the source of this 708-nucleotide messenger RNA. RefSeq lists its product as uncharacterized. The record is from RefSeq and is a predicted model, not a curated record. Gene Ontology annotation, biological process: mitochondrial respiratory chain complex I assembly. The transcript has 2 exons. Gene Ontology annotation, cellular component: mitochondrial inner membrane. NCBI's taxonomy places the organism in Eukaryota, Fungi, Ascomycota, Dothideomycetes, Pleosporales, Pleosporaceae. The coding region runs from base 1 to 708 and encodes 235 amino acids.